AUGAAAGCCACUCAAGCUAUCUCUGCGGCACUGUUGCAGGCUUCUUUCGUCCUCGGCCAUGGAGGAGUCACGGAGUAUCAGAUCAACGGAGAGUGGUACACUGGAAUGAAGCCCUACAACUCCCCUACGAAUCAACAGCCAAGCAUCCAACGUUACUGGCAGAGUUUUGACCCCAUCCAAGAUCCAACCUCAGUCAAUAUCAUCUGCAACAACCCUGGAACGGUAGCGCCUCUAUCUGCCGAAGUGCCCGCCGGUUCAGAGGUUGUGGAGUACUGGAACAGUGGUUGGGCGCACAACCUUGGUCCAAUGGUCACCUGGAUGACUGAGUGCCCCAGCGAGUGCUCCUCCUGGAACGGUCAAGGCGGCAAAUGGUUCAAGAUCGACGAGGCUGGGUUGUCCAGCGGGGUACUGGCGAACGGCAAAUGGGGGUCCGCGGACAUGAUCGCCCAGAACUAUAGCUGGACCUCGACGAUCCCACGGAGCUUGAAGCCGGGAAACUAUCUGUUGCGGACGGAGACGAUCGCGCUGCAUAGCAAUCCGCCGCAGUGGUAUCCGAACUGCGCGCAGUUGAAGGUCACGGGGUCGGGGACGGUGUCGCCGGGGGCACAAUAUCGGGCGAGCAUCCCGGGGGUGUAUUCGAUGAGUGAUCCAAGUAUCAAUAUCCAAGAUUUCUGGACCAGCAAGGAGACGACAUACAAGAUUCCGGGCCCAGAUGUAUGGAAGGGAUGA
Messenger RNA from Eremomyces bilateralis CBS 781.70, 729 nucleotides. Its product is annotated as glycoside hydrolase family 61 protein. The coding region runs from base 1 to 729 and encodes 242 amino acids. The transcript is spliced from 4 exons. The record is from RefSeq and is a predicted model, not a curated record. Lineage: Eukaryota; Fungi; Ascomycota; Dothideomycetes; Eremomycetales; Eremomycetaceae.